This is a messenger RNA of Polyodon spathula (Mississippi paddlefish), 2983 nucleotides long. It is a transcript of the gene pcdh20l, whose product is annotated as protocadherin 20. Gene Ontology annotation, biological process: homophilic cell-cell adhesion. Bases 85 to 2697 code for a protein of 870 amino acids. Gene Ontology annotation, cellular component: plasma membrane. NCBI's taxonomy places the organism in Eukaryota, Metazoa, Chordata, Actinopteri, Acipenseriformes, Polyodontidae. The record is from RefSeq and is a predicted model, not a curated record. The transcript has 2 exons. Gene Ontology annotation, molecular function: calcium ion binding.
GAAAGCAUUCCAUUCAAUCAGGUUUUCCUCGUAGAAUUUCAACACCAGGUGAAUGAGCUAGAAGGGAACACACAUGAUUUAGAAAUGGAUUAUAGAAAACAUUUUAAAAUGGACUGGGCUAGAAUACUUCAGAACUGCAUUGGCGUGCUCCUGCUGGCCCACUUGGUCUCCAGUGAGUCAGUUUCUGAAGUUACAUUCAGUGUCAAGGAGGAAGAAGAUGCUGGCGUUACUAUUGGGAACAUUCAGCAGCAUCUCUUCCCUCUGGUAUCGGAUGGAGACACGUUAACUUACAAGCUCUUGGAGAACAAUCUAUAUGUCACCCUGGAUGAGAUGGCUGGGUUCCUGUACACAACCAAACACAAACUUGACAGAGAAAUCCUGUGUCCGCCUGACCACUUGGGUGACUGUGUGCUGCAAUUAAAUGCUAUUGUUAUGCCUGAUAAAUAUUUUAAAAUGAUUAAAGUCAACAUAGACAUAGAAGACAUUAAUGACAACGCACCCUACUUUCUGGAGAACAAUAUUUCCCUGUCAAUAUCCGAGAACACCCCAGUGGGAACAACAAUUGGAAUUGACCAUUUGGCCCUUGAUAGAGACACCGGGAUUAACAGCCUGCUCACUUACCAACUUGAAAACAGCGAUGGGUUUUUCAGUAUAGCACUAGAGGGGGAGUCACUUUCUGUCAUCAUUGAGAAGCCUCUGGACCGGGAAUCUCUGGAUGUUCACCAAAUGAAACUCAUAGCUACUGACGGAGGGCAUCCAUCUUUAUCUGGAACUGCUGCUUUGAAUGUCCAGGUAGAAGAUGCCAAUGAUAACUGUCCAGUGUUUAUUUCAUCAGAACCCAUCAUGGUCACUAUUCCUGAAAAUGCAGCCGCAGAUAGCAUAGUGGCACAGGUUCAUGCAACUGAUGCAGAUCUCGGCUCUAACGCUGACAUUAUUUAUUCCUACAGCCCUCGAGUUUCUGCUGCAUCCAGGGAAUUGUUCAGUUUGGACCCAUCUUCUGGCAUUAUCACUUUCUUGGGGGUUGUAGAGACAGAGACACCUCCUGACCACAAACUAAGUGUGUUCGCAAACAGUCCCCCCUGCCCCCCAGCACUAGCAGUUGUAACAGUUUAUUUAUGUAAGGAUACAAAUCAACAACCAGCGAUAGACAUCAGCUACAUCGCAAGUCUGGAUAAUGAUGAUGUUGUGUUAAAGGAGAAUGUACCUGUGAACACUGCAAUCGCCCUUUUGGAUGUAGUUGACCCACAUUCUAUUAAAGGUUCACUUAGCAUCGAAGGAGAUGUCCCUUUCAUUUUAAAAGCACACCAUGGGAAGUAUUUACUGCUGACAUCAAAGCCACUCGACUUUGAACUUGAUAAACAAUACAGUGUUUUCAUUGUUGCACAAGAUUCCAACCAAAAGAGUGUUUUCCACAAAAGGUUAAUCCGAAUCCGAGUAAAUGAUGUGAAUGAUAAUGCUCCAAGGUUUUCCCAAACAUCGGUUGAAGCUUCCAUUGAAGAGAACAAUGAGCUAGAUACUCCUUUGAUCAGACUAACUGCAAUAGAUGCAGAUAGUGGCCAAAACGGACAGGUGGUUUACAGCCUAGGCCCAGAUGCACCACCCAUGUUUGCAAUUAACACAUCAACAGGUGAGCUCACAGUGUCUUCAGUACUAGACCGGGAACAACAGGAUCUUUACAAUUUCACAGUGGUUGCUGCUGACCAGGGUACUCCAUCCUUAGAAACAAUAACCACCGUCCUGAUCCGAGUACUUGACCAAAACGAUAACAGACCACUGUUCAUUACCAGCGAGUUUACCUUCUUUAUUCCAGAGAACUUCCCCCGCCUCGGGGAGGUGGCAGUUAUUAAUUUGACGGAUGCAGACACGGGGCCUAAUGGUAAAGUGAUGGUUUCCAUCCUAAACAGCACUAUACCAUUUGUGAUGGACAAUGCUAGAGGGACACUGCGUUGCUCCUCUGAUAUAGACAGAGAGACAGCAGACAUACACGAAAUUUGGAUUGUGGCUGUAGAUGGUGGGAAUCCAGCCUUAUCGACCACUGCCAAAGUGACCGUCUUUGUUUUAGAUAUCAACGACAACCCUCCCAAGGUCCUCCUGCCCAAGAACAACUUCUCCUGCCUGCCAAUUCCUGCAAGCACUGCUCCGGGGACAACUGUUGCUGAGAUUUAUGCUGUUGAUAUGGAUGCUGGGAUGAAUUCAGUUAUCAGCUACAAGAUCAUUGGAAAAGAAGCUCCUGGACCCAGUCCCUUUAAGAUUGAUUUCUUGACCGGCAACAUAACCCUUCAGGAAAAGCUUCUGACUAAUCAUUAUGGCAUGCACCACUUAUUUAUUCAAGUAAGCGAUGGUGGAUUACCCAAACCUCUACAAUCGACCAUUUGGAUUAAUCUUUUUGUGAAUGAAACUUUAAGCCCUUGUUUUUUGAAUACAGUGCCUGAAGGUUUUUUUCAAGAACAGCCUCUAGAAAUGCAAAACUUAUGCGGAAGUGAGUUUUCUGAAAUCCAGUGCUCGCCAUUAACGUUUAUUGUUGGUCUGGCAAUGAUGACAGCUUCCCUUAUAUUUUUCGCAGGAGGCAUAUACAUGUUUCGAAAAGUAAAAAUGAGCAGCUUGAGGAAUAUGAAUAGGCCUGCUCAUGAGAAUGCUGAAAUCCCUUUAAAACUGAACCAAAACUAUGACAGUAGAGACUUGGUUGAUGUGCAAUAACAGAAUACCUUAAAUAAGCGAUACCCUGAACGGGACAAACACUGUAUGUUGUACAUAAGAUUUUUUUUUUAUUAUUAUUCACAGUAUUUAUUCAUAGAGUUCAGUUUUUAAAUAUUUUAUACAAUUACAUUUAUGAAUGAGUUUGUAACACUAACAUGUAAUCAAUGAUCUCUUUGGGGGCUGGAAGCAAAGUUUUUAAGAAGGAGAUUUUAUUUUCAAAUAGUGUGUUGCAUUGAUAACAUCUUGGAGCGGGUAUUUUCAAUAUGAUUUUUGUAAAAAAAAAAAA